AUGGAAAAGGUCGAGGAAACCGCACGGAGAGAUGUGGACUUCAUUAUUGAUGUUCCUGGCUUAAUUGUUCCGCCGGAGCUCAAGACCGCCAUCUCGGGUUUUCCCAACUCCAGCUUCUCCACACCAGCCGAUGCAUUCUACUGCGGGUACUCAAUGCCCGAUGGUACCGCUGUGUCCCACCAGGUCGACUUCAUUGCGAGAGACAUAAUCUUCUCCUGCGGCUUGCGAGCACCACCCGCUAAUAAGGGCGCCAUCGAUGGCAAGAAUGCCAAGGUUCUGCUUGACAUAGGCCCCACGCCGCUCACCCUCACGCUACAACAGCAAGCCAUCGUCGAGGACAGAAUCGAAGACGUGAUGGACUAUUUCCAGGACAGGCCACGUUCGUGGUGGAGGGAGCGACUUGGGUUGCCCGAGGAGGGUGGUGAGAUAAAUGGUGCGGAGGAAGAGGACAGGCACGAGCACGACCAUGAGCAGCACAAUGACAACGAGGACCGGAAUGGGAAUAACGAGGAAAGCAGUGAAGAGUUUGACAGUCUUGAGACACCUGACGGCUCCAAUGGACGCAGUAGGCAUAUACUCAUGUACCCGUGCCACCUCACCUCUCCAUACCAGUCUGGCUGUCUCGGUCACUCGUCGCCUGACUACUGA
Chaetomium strumarium is the source of this 648-nucleotide messenger RNA. RefSeq lists its product as uncharacterized. NCBI's taxonomy places the organism in Eukaryota, Fungi, Ascomycota, Sordariomycetes, Sordariales, Chaetomiaceae. Bases 1 to 648 code for a protein of 215 amino acids. The transcript has 4 exons. The record is from RefSeq and is a predicted model, not a curated record.